AUGAGUGGAAGGUCCGUGAGCACGAAGAACAAGCCAGUCUUGACAAAAGAAGAAGUGGAAAAAGCUUUUGAUACCUGUGACAAGGACAAAACUGGCUUUAUUUCAAUCAAGCGUUUGAAGGUAAGCCUAGAUUUUUAGCUGAACUCCAAAAUUUACUUGUUCUAUAAUAAGAAAGGGAUAAAAAUAUUACUGUAGGUAUGGGGUACUGCUCUUGUUAAACAUUCUUCAAAUUUUUUAAAUGAAAAUAGUGUUAUCAAUUUGGAAUUUCAGAUUGUGAUGAGAGCUAUGGGAUUCGAGCCGAGGCAAAAGGAAAUCGACGGGUUGAUCAAGAAAAUGGGCGAGAAUGAAGUCGCAAGAGGAGUUAGUUCAGGUAUGAAUCUCUUGACGUUUUUCUUUAAUUUUAGGUUUCAAUUUGAGAAAGAUGUCAUGAAAAAUUAUUUUUGAGCACACGAUGACUAUAUUAAACAUGAAAAAUGUUUAAAAUGGUAAUUCGAAGCCACUAAAAAGCUUUAAAGCCGUAAAAACCAUCGUAAAACCUAAAAUUUAUGUUGUUUUAGACUCCUUUACACUGGGAGAGCUAAUUCACAUUCUGGAUGACAAGUUAUCUGAUGGAGACGACAGUAGCAGAGAAAUAAGAAGUGCUUUUGAGUUGUUCGAUGUUCAGAACAAAGGAUUCAUUAACUUCACGGACUUGAAAAGAGUGGCAAGGGAGUUAGGUGAAGAUGAGAUUGAGGACAAGGAUUUGUGGGUAAGGCCAUGUUUUUUAGUCUUCUUGGUUUGUAAAGAAAGUUUUUGCUGUUUUUUUACUUCUAAAUUAAAUUUAAGUCAAUUUGUGUUAUUUCUUGUAAAGAAAGUUACUGCUUUUGUAAACCUUUUGUGUUACAGGAGAUGAUCCACUUUGCUGACCUGACAAAACGUGGAAAGGUGUUUGAAAACGACUUCAAAGUCAUUAUGAAACGCACCAAAAUGUACUAA
Messenger RNA from Bursaphelenchus okinawaensis, 975 nucleotides. NCBI's taxonomy places the organism in Eukaryota, Metazoa, Nematoda, Chromadorea, Rhabditida, Aphelenchoididae. The record is from the annotation of a GenBank genome assembly.